GGUCGUCGGUACAUCUGUCAUGUUGUGUACGUUGUGAAUAUCCUGUCAAAAACAAAUCUUGUUUUGUACUAUGUGAGUGUGAUUUAAGACUGCUAGUAAUAAGGAUACAUAUCAUUAACAAUUGCGCGCAUAAUAGGUAGUGAAUAUAGUCAUGAAGGUCGUCCGUUGAAAGUAUAUUGCCGUUACAAUACUACGACCCAGAUUUCAGAUUAAUCUAUGUGUUAAGACACAAUGACAUCAAAUCGAGAAGAAGGUCCUGUUUAUUACAGAGAAAUACAGAAGAAUGCAUUCCUUAAGAGGAUACCAAAUGAUGUAAAUGUUAAUAAACUAAGACCACUUGGAAACAAGAAGCAACAACUAAAACCUAUGUGGACGUUAUUCUGUGUGCACAAUGGUCGGACACCGUUCUUAGAACAGUAUCCUGAGCCUGACUCUCCAACCACAAUGACACACCGACCUGCAUGGAGAGUGUGUCUCAAAUCUGCCAGGCAUGUCACAGCUAGUGUCAAACCUCAUACUGGUGAUGAGUAUGACUUCCUGAUAGAUACAGAACAGGGUCCUGUGAGAAUGCUUGCUCCGGAUUGGGAUUCAAUGCAGGAAUGGGUUACAACCCUCAGGAACAAAUUGCAUGAACUAAAAAUUUUAAGUAAAGGUGAGAACGUGUAUUGCUCGGCGCCAGUAGCCCCCGCACCUCGCGCGGCAGCUCGUGACCCCACUUCCCCCUUGCCACCAACACCACCCGUGCCACCUGACCGAGUACCCGGAAUCGAAUUAACUACACAACCAACACGACAACCAGAAACCAGUGAACCAAUAGAAUCAACAGAAACCCAACCAACUGUAGAAAACCAAUCGGAAUCACAACCGGUUGAUAUAUCAAAUUGGGAGGAUCUUCCAUUACCCGGUACAAGUCAAAGUGAACCGAAGAGUGUGACCAAGAUUUGUGGACAAAAUAUAUGUUUAGAUGAUUCUAUAUUGAAAAGGAAUACACAAGUAACGGACAGUGAUGAAGAAUUUUUCCAAGAAAUUGAUAGGAUUCACGAAUCUAUGGAAAAUUUAUCAACAAAUGAAAAUAAAUAUAAACAAAGAGUUGUUGUUACUAAUAACGGAGAUGAUAAUACGAGUAAUGGAAUAGAAUCUCAAAGUCUACCACAGAGAACAAAUAUAACAGUCAUCCAAGUGUCGAAUAAAGGACCUCCGCACACAGCCAUACCGGUCUUAGGUCCGGAGACUGAUGUUUUUGACUUCAACUUUCAACAAAAUGUCACAGUGUCACCUGACACUGGUCAAAAUGACCAGCACAGCUUUAUUAAUAUAGUCAACACGGAAAUCAACGUCCAGAACACAAAUGAUAAUGACUAUGGCACUAUUUUCUCCAAAAACGACUCUGAAUACGGACAUUUAAGUUUGACAACAACUGUCAGUCUGACAGGGGAAGCUGUCAAAGUGACAGAUGACAUUUACGAGAGGCUAUGCAUGGCGUCAACGUCCAGAGACAAACCAACAUCACCUUUGCCGGUGAAUAAAAUAAAGAAUAUAGAUAAAAUUAGAAAAUCAUCUUUGCCUAAUUUGGAAUUGGCCACAGAAUCGGCAUAUGAAUAUUUAUUUCCUAAUUCUAGUCAGAAUAAUAAUUUUAGGAAUAACACUACUAAUGUUACUUUGAACGAAACUCGAACCGUUACUAAUGUUACUCGUUCAGAAAUUAAUUCUAAUACGAACGAAACUCGAACGAAUGUUAUAAAUGUGAUAAAUAAUCCUGUACAAUCUGUAAGUGCUAAUUUGAAUUCUAAUACAAGGGUGUUAAGGACUAAUGUUGAAAGAUCUCACAGUCAGAAUGCGUGUGACGGUGCUAUAAGAUUGAAAGAAAAUUUAUUAAGAAAAGUACACAAUAAUAGUCCGAAGAGAGAAGCUAAAAAUGAUAAAAAUGAAUCUCCCAAACCGAUAUGGAAGCGUGGUCUCACAGAGCUGUCACUAUUGAGUCGGUUGAGAGGUUUAGGUCAGGGUAAGAGACAGGAGAGUCCAACACGACAGGAUGAAUCUGGAGAUAGGGUUGUGACGUCUCCUGUCAAAGUAGUACACAGGUCUAGACCUCAAGGAAGAGUUGACAGCAGUAGAAGAAGGAGCAAUUCUCUCAGCAAUGGACAGUCACCCCCUAACCCGGUGACAGUGGGGGGUGUGAUGGCGCCACUGCGCGCGCGGCAAGCGGCGGCACUACGCGCGGAGCAGCGCCGGGGGGCGGCGGUCGCAACAUCACUGUCAGUCAGAGACCCCCCAAUAUUUGUGGAUUACGAACGACAUGUUUGGAUAGCACGUUGGGGGGUUAAUGGUGCUCGAUGUGGAGGUCGUGCUGGUGACCGUGUCGCCGCACUGGCGGGUGCGCAGCCAACCAGCGCUGCGCACGCACGCACACUGCUCAAAACUGCGCACACACCACUUGUAGACAUUUUAUUCCAUCGUGUACCUCUCGGGAAGAUAUACGUGGUUAGUAAACGUGAUAGAGAAACUUUAGGUAUAAAAUUAGACAAUGAAUGUGUAAUCAGUACAGUUGUGGGGGGGUCUUGUGCGAGUAGGGCGGGCAUUCCGCCGCAGGGCAAAUGGGCAGUUACUGAAGUUAAUAACAGAUCUAUUGAUUUGUUAAAGGGUAGUGAAGAAGAAAUGAACCGUUUAAGUAUGCACGGUACAGAAGUAUCCGUUCUCAUACAGCCCGCUGCUUUGGUGAAGAAAUUGAGAGCUGCUAUUAAAUCAAAUAAGUCUUUAUUGACUUUAAGAUAAGGUUGAAAAUUAAUCGUACACGCGCUGUACAUUAAACAAUU
Molecule: messenger RNA, 2813 nt
Organism: Papilio machaon (common yellow swallowtail)
Lineage: Eukaryota; Metazoa; Arthropoda; Insecta; Lepidoptera; Papilionidae
Exons: 13
Coding region: 232-2772 (846 amino acids)
Source: RefSeq, a predicted model, not a curated record